Messenger RNA from Carassius auratus (goldfish), 2023 nucleotides. Its product is annotated as R-spondin-2-like. The transcript is spliced from 5 exons. Bases 118 to 864 code for a protein of 248 amino acids. The record is from RefSeq and is a predicted model, not a curated record. Lineage: Eukaryota; Metazoa; Chordata; Actinopteri; Cypriniformes; Cyprinidae.
CCUCUGUGGAAAAAUAUACAUAUCGAAACCUCAUAUACGGACCUUGCAGGCUCGCGGCGAGUAACGUUACCUUUGACGCUUUCUACCGUGAGUCGGGACAAUCUUACAGCCGCCCAGAUGCAGUUUCGUCUGUUCUCAUUCGCGCUGAUCGUGUUGAACUGUGUGGACUACAGCCACUGUCAGACGCAGCAGUCUCACCGCUGGAGAAGAAACAAAAGAGCUAGUUAUGGAGCUUAUCCCACCUGUAAAGGCUGCUCGGUGUGUUCCAAGGACAACGGGUGUAUGAACUGCCAACCCAAGCUCUUCCUGUUCCUGAGGAGGGAGAGGAUGAGGCAGUAUGGCGAGUGUCUCCAUGCCUGUCCGUCAGGCUACUAUGGCAUGCGCGGGACAGAGAUCAACAUGUGCUCCAGGUGUAGGAUAGAUAACUGUGAGGCCUGCUUCAGCAAAGACUUCUGCACAAAGUGCAAGCCUGAUUUUUACUUGCACAAGGGCCAUUGCUUCGAAAAGUGUCCAGAGGGCUUUGCUCCUCUGGAGGACAGCAUGGAGUGUGGAGAGGGUUGUGAGGUGGGCCAGUGGAGUGAGUGGGGGACCUGCACCAGAAGAAACAAAACCUGUGGUUUUAAGUGGGGUCUGGAAACCCGAACACGGCAUAUUGUGAAGAAGCCACCAAAGGACACGAUACUAUGUCCAACCAUCGCCGAGUCCAGGAGAUGCAAAAUGGCUAUGCGACAUUGCAGGACAGGGGGUUCGGGGAAGGCCCACCGGACCAAAGACCAGAAGAAGAAGCCUAACAAGCAGAGGCUCCGCUUCCGGGCUCAGAACCAACACAGUGACCACCUCGCCUCUCUUCGAGCCAGCCAGUAAAAAAAAAAUAUGAAAAGUAAUAAACAAAGACUUUUCGAUGGAACAAAGACCACAAAGCUGCUAUCCCACGCUCCACACACACCUACCCUGAUGAAAACACACACGCGCAUCCAAACAGGAUUAUUCACACUCAUGUGGUCACACUGUGUCUCUGUGCCUCCUGCUGCUUCCCUCAACGGUGACACGUCCCCCUGACCCACAACCCUACUGUGAUAUCAUGGAACACUAUACCAGCUGUUCAUAUAGCUCAUAUCUCGUCCUAUCUGAGGAGGAAGAAGAGAGAGACUGAGCUGGAAGCACAGAAAGCUUGGGCCUGGAGACCUGGAGGAGUAGAACGAGCACAGGGUGGUGAAAGGAGCAGAAGGGAUUCGAAACGUGAUUGACUGAUAAUGAUGCCCUGAAAAACAAGAGAGAGACUCUUCCAUAUUUAUGUACAAUCCACAUCAUCCCCUUCCCUAAAAAAGUCAAGGCAGAGUGUGUCAUGUAUUGCAUUCCUUGUCCAAUAGGUACUUUGUUUUUCAUUGCAAUGUUGCAAACCAUGCACAGUUGCGAAAUUAUUAUUCUCAGCACAAGAUGUUUACGUCCAGACCGCUUUAUGCUUUGACUGUAUAUUGUGGGUAAGAAUCUUAGUUGUUUAACUAGCAUGGCCACAACUCAUGUGUACAUAGUUGGUGAGUUUAUCUAAUAACGGUAACAUUGAUGCUAAAUAUAUAGAAAAAAAUUUACUGUAUUUUCAGUAUUGACACCUUCAGCGUUUAAAUGUGUAAAGGGUUAUAAUACCAGCUACAGUUAGAUGUAUUUAAAAAGAACAAAAAGCUAAAUAAAAGCAUAGCCUCCACAUAGCUAUUACAUUUAUGAGGUAUAUAAUUGAUUUAUUUAUUGAUCUUUUUAUUAUUAUUAUUAUUAUUUUUGUUUGGUGAAAAUUAUGUCUCUGUACCUGAUACUCCUCAGUGCUGAAGUAUUCUUUCAACCACUUAUAACAAUACAACAUAUCUCCAACAGUGGAAACUGAUUGUGUCUGAUUUGCUGAUAAAUGUCCCACAGAAAUGCAUUGUGUAAACCUGGUUUAACAUGUUGUACUUUAUGUUGAUCACACAUCCUGCAGCAGCUGAAGUGUAUCGUCAACUGAUUGAUAAUGUGUAUAUCGUGUGCUAUUAAA